Molecule: messenger RNA, 1329 nt
Organism: Lathyrus sativus (Indian pea)
Lineage: Eukaryota; Viridiplantae; Streptophyta; Magnoliopsida; Fabales; Fabaceae
Source: the annotation of a GenBank genome assembly
AUGCCGACGGUCGCCGUGAAACUCUACAGCGUUUUCUUCAAGUUUCUGUUAAAACACCGUUUACAAAACCGUAUCCUAACUCCAAUCGAAGAAUCCGACCCGUUUGGUAUAACUUCCCGACCCGACGAAUCUAUAGCUUCGCCGAAUCCUUCUUUCACCGACGGCGUCGCCACCAAGGAUAUCCACAUCGAUUCGAAUCUUUCUCUUUCGGUUCGGAUUUUUCUCCCUGAAUCCGCAUUGUUAAAUCCCGAACCUAAUUCCAAACCUAAACGAAAGUCCGAACCUAAGGGACGUGAAACGACGUCGUCGCCGAGGGUUAAUACAAGGAGGAACAGUUACGGUACGAUUGGCGCUGUCGUGAAGGAGGAGGUCAGAAGGAAUAGUGUCGGCGGUGAUGCGGAGGGUUUGAAUGGUGGUGGAUAUGGUGGUUAUUCGCCGACGAUUGAUGAUCGGAAGAGGAAGUUACCGGUGAUGGUGCAGUUUCAUGGAGGUGGUUGGGUGAGUGGGAGUAAUGAUUCGGCGGCGAAUGAUUAUUUUUGUAGGAGGAUUGCGAAGCUUUGUGAUGCGAUGGUUGUUGCGGUUGGUUAUCGGCUUGCGCCGGAGAGUCGAUAUCCGGCGGCUUUUGAGGAUGGAUUUAAGGUUUUGAGUUGGUUGGGGAAACAAGCGAAUUUGGCGGAGUGUAGUAAGUCGUUGGGGAUUAAGAAAUUGGAUGGUGGUCAUAGGCAUAUUGUUGAUUCUUUUGGUGCUUCUAUGGUUGAACCUUGGUUGGCUGCACAUGGAAAUCUAUCAAGGUGUGUGCUUAUUGGUGUGAGUUGUGGAGCAAAUAUUGCAAACUAUGUAGCUCAAAAAGCUGUAGAAACAGGCAAACUUCUGGACCCUGUCAAAGUGGUGGCACAGAUCCUGAUGUAUCCAUUUUUUGUUGGAAGUGUUCCCACACAUUCUGAAAUAAAAUUGGCAAACUCUUAUUUUUACGACAAAGCUAUGUGUAUGCUGGCAUGGAAGCUAUUCCUACCCGAGAAAGAAUUUAGCCUAGACCAUCCAGCCGCCAAUCCCCUAGUCCUAGGCCAUGGUCCUCCUCUAAAGCAGAUGCCUCCAACAUUAACAGUAGUGGCGGAACAUGACUGGAUGAGAGACCGUGCCAUAGCUUACUCAGAGGAGCUUAGGAAGGUGAAUGUUGAUGCACCUGUUCUUGAAUAUAAAGAUGCAGUUCAUGAAUUUGCUACACUAGACGUACUUCUCAGAAGCCCUCAGGCUCAGGUUUGUGCUGAAGACAUUGCCAUCUGGGUCAAGAAGUACAUUUCACUUCGAGGGCAUGAGUUCUCAUAUUGA